GCAACGCGCGGCGGGCGCAGUCCCGGCAGCCAUGGACGCGCUGUCCGGCGCCGGGCCUCGCCGGGCUCGCUGCAGCCUGGGCGCGGCGUCUCCCGGAGCGCGGGCUGCGGCGGCGCCCUGGGCGCGGUUCUCGGCCUGGCUGGAGUGCGUGUGCGUGGUCACCUUCGACCUGGAGCUGGGCCAGGCGCUGGAGCUGGUGUACCCCAGUGACUUCCGGCUCACGGACAAGGAGAAAAGCAGCAUCUGCUACCUGUCCUUCCCUGACUCCCACUCAGGCUGCCUCGGAGACACUCAGUUCAGCUUCCGCAUUCGGCAGUGUAGCGGACAGAGGAGCCCAUGGCACGCCGAGGACCGGCACUAUAACAGUGGGGCCCCCAUGUCGCUGCAAAGGGAGCCGGCACACUACUUCGGUUACGUGUACUUCAGACAGGUGAAGGACAGCUCCGUGAAAAGGGGCUACUUCCAGAAGUCUCUGGUGCUGGUGUCCCGCCUGCCCUUCGUCCGGCUGUUCCAGGCGCUCCUGAGCCUGAUCGCCCCCGAGUACUUCAGCAAGCCGGCCCCCUGCCUGGAAGCGGUGUGCAGUGAGAUUGACGAGUGGCCUGCCCCUGUGCCUGGGCAGACCCUGAACCUGCCCGUUAUGGGCGUCGUCCUCCAGGUUCACAUCCCGUCCAGGGUGGACAAGCCUGAGUACAGUCCUCCGAAGCCGUGUAGCCACGAGAAUUUGCUGCCCGCCCCAGUGAUCCUUAGCAGCGUUCAUGAACUGGACCUGUUCAGGUGCUUCCAGCCGGUGCUGACCCACGUGCAGACUCUGUGGGAGCUUAUGCUCCUCGGGGAGCCCCUGGUGGUCCUGGCACCCUCGCCCGCUGUGUCCUCAGAGCUGGUGCUGGCCUUAAUCAGCUGCCUACAGCCCCUCAAGUUCUGUUGUGACUACCGCCCCUACUUCACCAUCCAUGACAGCGAGUUCAAGGAGUUCACCACGCGCACACAGGCCCCACCAAACGUGGUCCUGGGAGUCACAAACCCUUUCUUUAUCAAAACACUCCAGCACUGGCCCCACAUACUCCGUGUUGGAGAGCCCAAGAUGGCGGGUGAGGUUGGCCUGUCCUUUGCCCAGGGGGCCCGGGGGCUGGGGCUCGGGGCCCCGAGGGUUCUAAGCUGUGGCACUGAGGUUCAGCACCGGGUGUGUUCCGUAGGGGAUCUUCCUAAGCAGGUCAAGCUGAAAAAGCCAUCUAGGCUGAAGACACUUGACACCAAGCCAGGCCUUUACACCGCGUACUCGGCCCACCUGCACCGGGACAAGGCACUGCUCAAACGGCUACUCAAGGGGCUGCAGAAGAAGAAGCCGUGGGACACACAGACGGCACUGCUGAGACGGCACCUCUUGGAGCUCACGCAGAGCUUUAUCAUCCCCCUGGAGCACUACAUGGCCAGCCUCAUGCCCCUGCAGAAGAACAUCACGGCCUGGAAGACUCCUCCCCAGAUCCGCCCCUUCCGCCAGGAUGACUUCCUGCGCAGCCUGGAGCACGCAGGGCCCCAGCUCACCUGCAUCCUCAAGGGCGACUGGCUGGGCCUCUACAGGCGGUUUUUCAAGUCCCCCCACUUUGACGGCUGGUACCGGCAGCGGCACAAGGAGAUGGCCCAGAAGCUGGAGGCCUUGCACCUUGAGGCCAUCUGUGAGGCGCAGAACAUCGAGACUUGGAUGAAAGACAAGUCUGAGGUGGAGGUCGUGGACCUGGUCCUGAAACUUCGGGAGAAGCUGGUGCAGGCACAGGGCCACCAGCUCCCGGUGAAGGAGGCAACGCUACAGCGGGCGCAGCUGUACAUCGAGACGGUCAUUGGCUCUCUACCCAAGGACCUGCAGGCCGUCCUGUGCCCUCCUUAGGGCAGGGCCAAGGGGCGAGCUCCAGGGGCCUGGGUUCAGCCAGGCGGGAGCUCCUCAGCCCAAGCCCCCUGCUGCUCUCUAGUCUUGGUCCCCCAUCAGCUCCACUGUUGUUUCAGCAGUAAAGGUGGCAUUUGGAACCACA
Messenger RNA from Mustela lutreola (European mink), 2024 nucleotides. RefSeq names its product DENN domain containing 6B (gene DENND6B). Gene Ontology annotation, molecular function: guanyl-nucleotide exchange factor activity. Bases 32 to 1882 code for a protein of 616 amino acids. The record is from RefSeq and is a predicted model, not a curated record. Gene Ontology annotation, cellular component: recycling endosome. The transcript has 19 exons. NCBI's taxonomy places the organism in Eukaryota, Metazoa, Chordata, Mammalia, Carnivora, Mustelidae.